Messenger RNA from Camellia sinensis, 1464 nucleotides. NCBI's taxonomy places the organism in Eukaryota, Viridiplantae, Streptophyta, Magnoliopsida, Ericales, Theaceae. The record is from RefSeq and is a predicted model, not a curated record.
AUGGGAUUGCUCUUCAACUCUGCUUUCUCUGUAGGAUUGCUCUUCUUAACUAGUUUCAUCAUCUAUCUCUUCGAUAGAUUUUGGGUGAAGCCUCAGAGGCUUCGAUCAAAGCUUCGUAGCCAAGGUCUGAGAGGUCCUUCACCUUCAUUUCUUCUUGGUAACAUUCCUGAUUUUAUCAAAUUCCAACCCAAAGACAUCAAAGCUCUUACUGAAGAUGGUGAAGCCACACAUGAUUGGGCUCGAUUCACAUUCCCAUUAUUCGACCAUUGGACUAAACAAUACAACUUUGCUUUGGGAACAUAUCAAGUGGUUUACAUUACUGAUCCACAUUUGGCCAAGGAAAUAAGCCUCUCCACAUCACUCAAGUUGGGAAUGCCUUUUUUCCUACAAAAGAAUUCAGAAACCUUGCUUGGUAAGGGCAUACUUACCUCAGAUGGAGAGUUCUGGGCUCACCAAAGAAAAACCAUAACUCUUGAGUUCUAUGUCGAUAAAGUUAAGAAUUUGGUGCACAUAAUGUUAGACUCUGCAAACAAACUAAUCAACACAUGGGAGAUUGAAAUAGAAAAACAAAGAGAGACAGCAAAUAUAAAGGUUGAUGAGGAUCUGCAGAGCUUUGCUUCUAUUGUCAUCUCUGAAACAUUGUUUGGACAAAGCAAUUCCAAAGUGAUUAAUGAAUUGCAAUCAAGGUUCAAGCGUCUAGAAAGGGCCAUGAAAACUCCAAUCCUAGUUGGCGGGAUUCCGGCUUAUGAUUAUUUUUACAAAUGGUUGUUAUUUAGGUACAUUCCAACCAAGAGCAAUUUAGAGAAAUGGAGAUUAAAGAAAGAGAUACAUUCACAGAUUAUGAGUAUUGUGAAUGAGCAGUCAUCUAAUGUAGAUGUGCUACAAACGAUCAUCAAUGGAGCUAAGAUGAGUGCUCUUGGACCAGCUGCAGUAGAACAACUCAUAGUCGACAACUGUAAGAAUGUUUAUGUAGCAGGGCUUGAAAGCACAGUAAACACUACAGCCUGGACCUUGAUGUUGCUUGCAAUGCAUCCAGAAUGGCAAGAUCGUGCCCGUCCGGAGGUUGCUGAAGUUUGUGGUGAAAGCUUGCCUAAUGCCACUAAGCUUGGCAAAAUGAAAGUGUUGACAUCAGUGAUUCAAGAAGCAUUAAGACUCAACCCUCCAGUACCCUUUAUAGCAAGAGAAACCCUAGAAGAUAUGAAGUUCGGAGACCUUGAAAUUCCAAAAGGCGUUGGUGUUUGGGUUGCUGUGAUGUCACUUCACCAUGAUCCUGAACUCUGGGGUCUUGACCCAAGCAAAUUUAACCCAGACAGGUUUGCUAACGGCAUAGGAAGUGCUUGCAAAAUCCCGCAAGUAUAUAUUCCUUUUGGUAAUGGUCCCCAUAUCUGUGCUGGACAAUUAUUUGCAAUGCUGGAGAUAAAAGCCCUCCUAACUAUCAUUCUCCAAAUUUUCCUUUUCCCUUGA